Bombina bombina (fire-bellied toad) is the source of this 6266-nucleotide messenger RNA. Its product is annotated as mucin-12. The transcript is spliced from 39 exons. Lineage: Eukaryota; Metazoa; Chordata; Amphibia; Anura; Bombinatoridae. The record is from RefSeq and is a predicted model, not a curated record. Bases 184 to 6117 code for a protein of 1977 amino acids.
GCUGUUUCAGCAUCUGUGCCGCAGAAAAUUUCUGCAUCUGUGCCACAGAAAAGUUCUGCAUCUGUGCCACAGAAAAAUUCUGAGUCUGUACCACAGAAAAAUUCUGGUAAUCCAGGACCUGUUCAAAAAACUCCACUUCUACCUAAAUUAAAAAAGCAGGACAAUUAUGUAGUUAGAAUAGGAAUGGAGUACCUACAUAGAUUGCCUUUGGACUCGUUGGGUAGAGCUUUUCAUGAAUGCGAUUUAUGCAGAGAGACUUCUCUGAAUUCUUUUGGUCAUGUCAACAGCUUUGAACAUUUAAAGAAAUACAUGAAAAUUCAUCAUACAGAGCUCAUAAAGGGCAUGAAACCAUUAAAUUCCUAUGAACCUGCAGAAUUGAAGGAAAUCAUAAUUGAAGCUGAAAAUAAGGCCCGGGGAUCCGUGCACAACCAAGAGAAAAUGGACAAGUCCCCGAUCCGUAGCGAUGCAGCAAGAGAGAACCAGUCCGGCAUCCAGGACAGAACAAGAUACACAUCCACAGCCCGGGGAUCCGUGCACAACCAAGAGAAAAUGGACAAGUCCCCGAUCCGUAGCGAUGCAGCAAGAGAGAACCAGUCCGGCAUCCAGGACAGGACAAGAUACAAAUCCACAUAUGACGCCGCUUCCGGUAACCACGGUAAAAGGCGGAGCCUGCGCAGUGCUUUCGCAAGAAAGCCGGAGAGUUUCCGGUUUGCAGCACGGGUGUUUGGUGGAGGGUAUAAGACAAGUAAGAUGUUUGCAGAAGACAGCUUGUGGAUGGAAGAAAUGUAUGACUGUGACCAAGAUGAUAACGACAAUGAGCCACAGAGAAAAGUACAAAAGAUGGAUCUGAGUAGCGGCAGUGAUACAGGCAAAGAACUUACAAUGUCAUGCAAAGCUUCAGAUACUGUGUCUAACAAACCAACAGAAGCUACUAGUGUGGAGCCACAAAACAAGACACAGCACAUCAGUUUAUUAAAGGAUGACCCUGCGCAAGACACUGUAUCAUCUUCUACUUGCAUGUCAACGGAAACAAGACACGAUACCAUAGACAAAAUAGUCAGUCAACCACAGAACGCACCUCUGCAAACCACUCUGGCCGCUACUUGUAAGACUUCAACACAGGAUUGCUCCUCAUCCAUAACUUGUGAACCUACUAAUGGUGACAGAACUGAGACACAAAUAAAAAAAGAUCAAAGAAACGAUCUUGUUCCUGUCGAUUUGUCUUUAACAUCAAAGUAUAAAUCGGUCAAUCCUGUUCAAGGUGACAGAACUGAGACACAAAUCAAAAAACAUCAAGGUAACAAUCCUGUGCCUGUCACUUUAACCUUAAAGCCAAAGUGUACAUCCAUCAAUUCCACUCAAGGUGACCGGUCUCAGACGCAAAUCAAAAAAGAUCAAAGUAAUGAUCCUGUUCCUGUUGAUUUGUCCUUAACGUCAAAGUUUAAAAACGUCAAUCCCAUGCAAGACACCAGCAAAACUUCCACCAACCAGAAAGCAGUUGAAAGGGAAGAGCAUAAAUUGUCAAACAUUACCAAAGGGACAAAUUCUGCACCAACUUCAAUUUUCUCAUCAGUCUCAUCAGUUAACCCUAUUAAAGUUCUCGCAGACAGUGGAGGGAAUGUAGCCGAUGAAGACGAAGGCGAAGAAGCUGCUGAGGCAGAGCCAAGUGAUGACAAUGAAUGUACAGUUCCCUUUAAGGUGUCAAGCAACAUGGAUGUGUACAAUUUCUUGACAAGCUUCGAGAUCGCCAAUGAUUCUGAUGUCCUGUUUCUUGAGAAAAUUACAGAGCUGUUCAACAAUGUUUUAAAAAAUUACAAUGAAGAAAUUGCAAAGGCAAACACAGAUGAAGGAAAAAGCACUUCUGAAAAAAGUUGCAUCAGCAAUUUUGUGAUUUCCAGCCUCAACCAGCAACAACCAGAUUCCACAACUUAUUCUGCUCCAAAGCAACAGUGUUCUCUUAUGUCACAAAUGAUUAGUGACCGGUGUUCUAUAAACAAAUCUCUAUCACACUCAUCCGCAUCAGAGUCAACUCCUAACCAGCAACUCGCCAAGCUUUUUUCUCCUGUGUGUUCUCCUUCAGAAGGCAAAGGACUAGUUACAGAUGGUGUAAGAGGUAAAACAUCUCCUCACAAGACUCCUGCAGUCAGUGUUCCUACUAUAAAUCACAUGGAUGUUUCAGAGUCAAAUGAUGAUGUACCUGAGAUCACUGCUGGAACAUCAGUUGUUAAAGCUUCCAUGACUUCUACUCCAAAGCAACAGUAUUCUCCUAUGUCACAAAUAAUUAGUGACCAGUGUUCCGUAAAUAAAUCUCUAUCACUGUCUUCUACAUCAGAGUCAUCUCCAAACCAGGAACUCGCCAAGUUUUUUUCUCCUGUGUGUUCUCCUUCAGUAGGGAAAGGACUAGUUACAAAUUCCUCAGAUGGUCUCAGGGGUAAAACAUCAGACAUUGUAACAUCUCCUCACUGUAGCUACAAGACUCCUGCAGCCAGUCUUCCUACUAUAAAUCACAUGGAUGUUUCAGAGGGAAAUGCUGAUGUACCUGAGGUCAACACCAGAACAUCAGUUGUUAAAGCUUCCAUGACUUCUACUCCAAAGCAACAGUGUUCUCCUAUGUCACAAAUAAUUAGUGACCAGUGUUCCGUAAAUAAAUCUCUAUCACUGUCUUCUACAUCAGAGUCAUCUCCAAACCAGCAACUUGCCAAGUAUUUUUCUCCUGUGUGUUCUCCUUCAGUAGGGAAAGGACUAGUUACAAAUUCCUCAGAUGGUCUCAGGGGUAAAACAUCAGACAUUGUAACAUCUCCUCACUGUAGCUACAAGACUCCUGCAGCCAGUCUUCCUACUAUAAAUCACAUGGAUGUUUCAGAGGGAAAUGCUGAUGUACCUGAGGUCAACACCAGAACAUCAGUUGUUAAAGCUUCCAUGACUUCUACUCCAAAGCAACAGUGUUCUCCUAUGUCACAAAUAAUUAGUGACCAGUGUUCCGUAAAUAAAUCUCUAUCACUGUCUUCUACAUCAGAGUCAUCUCCAAACCAGGAACUCGCCAAGUAUUUUUCUCCUGUGUGUUCUCCUUCAGUAGGGAAAGGACUAGUUACAAAUUCCUCAGAUGGUCUCAGGGGUAAAACAUCAGACAUUGUAACAUCUCCUCACUGUAGCUACAAGACUCCUGCAGCCAGUCUUCCUACUAUAAAUCACAUGGAUGUUUCAGAGGGAAAUGCUGAUGUACCUGAGGUCAACACCAGAACAUCAGUUGUUAAAGAUUCCAGCACAUUACCUCCUUCAGAUCCACAGAAUUCAUCUACACAUAGGACAAGUCACAAAUCUGAGUCCAUUCCAUUAAAUCUGCAGCCUAAAUCAAAGCUGGAAAAAGCUCCACCAAUACCUGUACUCUGGUCUGCAGUCAUCCCCAUAUCUAAUGAGAGCAAUCUGGUGUCAUCCUCUGCAAAGACAAAGCAUGAAAGAUCUCCAACUAUAAAAUCAAGCCCACCUGUAAUCCAUAUUAAGAGGACAGUCAAGAAUAAAGUUACAGAUGUGAUUUCUGACCCCGCUGAAGUUGUUAAGACAAAGCCUAUUUCUAUAGGUUCUAGAACCUUUUCAGAUGUGCAGCAUUCUUGGAUACCACAAGACACAAGUCACAAUUCUAUGAACAUUACUCCACAGCAGCUUCCCGUUGGCUCCUCUGUCACUUACUCUACUCCUAAUAAGAAAAUCCCAGAACUUUCUUUAGAUAAACACAGUUCCAAAUCCCCAGCCAUGAAAUGUACCACACCUGCAGUCAGAUUCGGGAGCACACACAAAAUGGAUGCUUCAGAUGAAGUCACUAAAGUUGCCGUUAUAAAACCAGUCCUGCACGCAUCUGCAUCUGUAUUACGGCAACAGCAUCUACAAACACCAAGCAAUGACAAAACAGACAUUAAUAACCUUGGAUCUGUGACAGCGUCUCAAUAUGUCACUUCUGUGACAAAGCAAAGCAAAGACCAGUGUUUCUCCAGCCUGUCCUGUUCUGAAUCAGUUAAUAAAGAACCUAUUGCUGCUUCUUCAUCUGAACUGAGUGUCAGCUUGCCAAACUAUAAUUCUGAAACACCUAAAAAUUAUAAAGGAGAUGGUAAUAAUGUGGUCAAGAUAAACCUGCCAAAUAGCAGCAAAUCUAUAGCCGCCACAUCCAUUUCCAGCUUGAAGAGGCAGCAUCCUGAUACUUCCUCAGUAGACAGUAUUCAUAGUGAGUCUGUGGGCAAGUCCUGCAGAAUUUCCUCUACUGCCUCCUCUACCCUUGUUAAGAAAGAACCAGGUACUGUUUCAUUAGAAGAUCUGCCUGUCAGCGCAUCUGUAAAGCAUUUUGUAGAGAAAACCAAAAAGUUUGAUGAGGUUGCUACAGUCAUUUCUACCAACCUGGUACCUGAAGCCGCCACAUCCAUUUCCAACUUGAAGAGGCAGCAUCCUGUUACUUCCUCAGUAGACAGUAUUCAUAGUGAGUCUGUGGGCAAGUCCCGCAGAAUUUCCUCUACUGCCUCCUCUACCCUUGUUAAGAAAGAACCAGGUACUGUUUCAUUAGAAGAUCUGCCUGUCAGCGCAUCUGUAAAGCAUUUUGUAGAGAAAACCAAAAAGUUUGAUGAGGUUGCUACAGUCAUUUCUACCAACCUGGUACCUGAAGCCGCCACAUCCAUUUCCAGCUUGAAGAGGCAGCAUCCUGAUACUUCCUCAGUAGACAGUAUUCAUAGUGAAUCUAUGGGCAAGUCCCGCAGACUUUCCUCUACUGCCUCCUCUACCCUUGUUAAGAAAGAACCAGGUACGGUUUCAUUAGAAGAUCUGCCUGUCAGCGCAUCUGUAAAGCAUUUAGAAAAGAAAACUAAAAAGAUUGAUGAGGUUGCUACAGUAAUUUCUACCAACCUGGAACCUGAAGCCACGGCAUCCAUACCCAGCGCAGACCAGAAGCAUACAUCAUGGCGUGAUGUUAUUAACCUCAUAUCUCUAGCCAAGUCUACUGCCUCUUUAUCAAAAACUUGUGGUGACCAGCAGCCUGCUAAACCCUCCAUUGAAGCAAUUAAAAAAGAACCUGUUGAUGCAUCUUCCGUUAAAACACCCAGCUAUAACACAUCUGAAAAACAAACUAGAGGCAGAGAUAACAAGGGCACAUCAGAAACCGAGAGCACUAAAGUCACUGUUAUGAAACCGCUCAUUAAAGUUUCUACGAGUAGUUCUGUUGCAAGACAGAUUCAUUCUGGUGAGGACAUUAAAUGCAAAUCAGUGGCUGCGAGUCAAGCUGUCCCUUUUUUACCAAACCCGAUCAAAGACCAAAGCUCUCCCAGACUCUCCUAUACUUCCUGCUCCACAACAGGAAAGGCACAACCAGUCACUCCAUUUUUAAGCGAGCAGUGUAAUGUGCCUUCAGUGUGCAACCCAGCUAUGAACACUGAUUUAAAAACGUCUGCAGUAUCUUCUAGAGGGGCAGAUAGAAAUAUUAUGGGCCCUGAAUUUCAUGCUGCAAAGAUAAUCCUAGCAGCAUCCACUUCCAAUCCAAGACAAGAGGAUAUGGAGAAAUCAUAUAAAGAGAAUAUUACAAAAGCGUCUGUGGCCAGGUCUCAACCCAUAUCAAAGCCAAGUAUAACUGAAUGCUCCCAAAAAAAUUCCUAUGGCUCCUGCACUACAGCAUUAAAUACAGACCAGGCUACAAAUUCUUCAGGACCACAAACUGACCCUUCAGUAUGUACGAAUACUAUCAGUUUGGCAGAACCCACAUUCAAAUCCAAUCAAAGACAGGACCAUCAUGAUGUUCAAAUUGUAGGAAAGUCUCAAGCAGUCACUCCAGAUUCCAAGCCAUGUGAAGACCAAGUCUCUAAAUCAAUUUCCGUUUCCUGCUCCAUGGCCGUUAAGGAAGAAACGGUUAAUAUUAUGUUAGUUGAAAGGCCGAUUGCACCUUCAGCGUGUGCAAGGUCACCAAGCCAUAAUGUGCCUGUAAUCGGUUUAGGUUGUAAAGAUAAUCUGAGCAUUUCAGAGAUGAUUGCUGAGGCCACUAAAGCAGCAGCUACAAAGCCUUUUCUUAAAGGAAUCAACAUUAAUAGGGUGAUCCGAAUAUUAAAGGAGACAGAAAAAAUGAAGUCUGCUAAAACCAACAGCCAUUAAACUCAAGAUGAUAUGAAGUGCUAUGACUUUUUGUUAAUAUAUGGACUUUUAACCAUGGAUUGUGCCCAAAGAUAUUUUUCCUAAAACCAGGAAUACCAGAAUGUUUUUGUCUCUUUUCUUUUUAAAUAAAUAAAAUGGAGAAAAAAAAA